AUGGUAUCGAUUAUGUCUACAAAAAUGAGAAAUUAAUUAUUUCUUACGUACCUGACAAAGAUUACUUAAAAAUGAAGGUUCGCCGUCAUAGAUGGCACCGCUGUUGUGCAGAUCGUGGGUGUAACUUUCAAAUGUAUAACUUUAACCUCAAAGUUUCGAAUAAUGGCCAAUCGCACUGUAAAAGAUGCAAAAUCAAUUCGAGGUACAAAUCCACAAUAUUUAGUUGAGAAAAUCAUCAGAUCUCGAGUGUAUGAUUCAAAAUAUUGGAAAGAAGAAUGCUUUGCCUUAACCGCAGAGCUUUUAGUCGACAAAGCUAUGGAGUUAAGGUUUAUAGGUGGUGUGUUCGGUGGAAAUGUGAAACCAACACCGUUCCUAUGCCUCAUAUUAAAAAUGCUGCAAAUACAACCCGAAAAGGAUAUUAUAGUUGAAUUUAUAAAGAAUGAGGAGUUCAAGUAUGUUCGUGCAUUGGGAGCCUUAUAUAUGAGAUUAACAGGAUCAUCUCUAGAUUGUUAUAAAUAUCUAGAGCCACUAUUUAAUGACAAUAGAAAACUUAGAAAGCAGAAUAAACAAGGUAAAUUUGAGCUGAUUCAUAUGGACGAGUUCAUAGAUGAACUUCUAAGAGAAGAGAGAAGUUGUGAUGUUAUUUUACCAAGGAUACAGAAGAGACAUGUACUAGAAGAGAAUAAUGAAUUAGAGGCAAAGGUGUCUGCAUUAGAAGAUGACAUGGAUGAAGGAAUAGAGACAUCAGAGGACGAAGAUAUUCCUCCUGUUAAAGAAGACACACGAAAGAGAACAGAUGAUCACGAACGAGAAAGAGACAGACAUAGAGACAGAGACAAGAGGCACUCGCGAUCGGAUAAAAAGUCUGAUAGAGAGAAACAGCGGUCAAGAAGCAGAGACAGAGAUAGAGAUAGACGAGAACGGAAACGGAGUAAAUCACCGAAAGGUCAUUCAUCCUCGCACAAAGAUAAGGACAGAGAUAAAGACCGACAUAGAAGAGAUGACAGGGACAGAGAUAGAGACAGAGAUCGGGAUCGACGACGAGAUCGCGACAGAGCUCGACAUUGACUGCCAACGUCGAAGGAUUUUUUUUAUCAGAUGUAACAAUCGAACUGCAGAAUUUUAUGCAUUCAUAUAAUAAACAACAACUGGACUUUCAAUAGAAUUUGAUAGUCCCGCGUUACUUUAUAGUUCCGUAAGUUAAUGUCUACAAAAUAAAUUUGUAUAAAAAUACGCAACCUACUAAUAAAAAUCGUUUUUAAUGACAAGGCGAAUAAAAAAUUCCGAAUGGUA
Molecule: messenger RNA, 1293 nt
Organism: Megalopta genalis
Lineage: Eukaryota; Metazoa; Arthropoda; Insecta; Hymenoptera; Halictidae
Gene: Prp38
Product: pre-mRNA processing factor 38
Source: RefSeq, a predicted model, not a curated record